Messenger RNA from Apis florea (little honeybee), 657 nucleotides. RefSeq names its product 6-phospho-beta-glucosidase-like. The record is from RefSeq and is a predicted model, not a curated record. NCBI's taxonomy places the organism in Eukaryota, Metazoa, Arthropoda, Insecta, Hymenoptera, Apidae.
AUGCUCGCUGAAAUGGGAUUCAAGGUUUAUCGAAUGUCAAUUUCUUGGUCACGGAUUUUUCCCAAUGGCGAUGAAAAAGAGCCAAACAAAAAGGGGUUAGACUUCUAUCAUCGAAUUUUUAAAGAAUUACGCAAAUAUCAGAUUGAGCCACUAGUCACAAUUUCACAUUAUGAUGAUCCACUAGUUAUUUCGCAGAAGUAUCAUGAUUGGCAAGACCGCAAUAUGAUAGAUUGCUAUGUUCAUUACGCUGAAACUUUGUUCAAGGAAUAUAAAGGGAUUGUGACUAAAUGGAUCACUUUUAAUGAAAUUAACGCGCCAUUAUUGAUGCUGUCAUUUGAUAAAAAUGCUCAGGAUACAGAUUAUCAAAAAGCAUACCAGAAGUUACACUAUCAACUGGUAGCCAGCAGUAGGGCGGUACAAAUUGCUCAUAAAAUUGAUCCUAAUAAUACUAUUGGUAAUAUGAUUUGCGGUGUGACAAAUUAUCCGGCAACACCUGAUCCACAAGAUGUUUUAUUAACUCGUCAUACGUGGGAAAAAUUGAUUUAUUACGCUUCGGAUGUUCAGGUGCUUGGAAAGUAUCCCCCAUUUGCUAAGCGUCUAUGGCAAGAACACGGAGUUCAACUUGAGAUAACGGAACAAGAUCAAGAAGAUUAUUAG